Molecule: messenger RNA, 660 nt
Organism: Letharia lupina
Lineage: Eukaryota; Fungi; Ascomycota; Lecanoromycetes; Lecanorales; Parmeliaceae
Exons: 2
Coding region: 1-660 (219 amino acids)
Source: RefSeq, a predicted model, not a curated record
AUGCGACCUGCCGAAUUCCUACACGAGAUCCAAAACGGUGAAAACACGUUUUUGGAUUACUUCUUGACCAAACUCAAAAAGCCCCUUCAACACAUCGUUCAAGUCUUGCCACGUAACUACCUGUUCGGAUUUCGCGACGACCCGCACCCAGACGCUGGAGCCUGCGUGACUGUACUGGAAACGGCCGUUGUUGAUCGGAAGGUUCGCGUAAGUGCCGUGAGCGCUGAGGACUUCGUUACGGGCGCCGCUGAGCGUGCUGGCGACGUCCCAGAGGGGGAGGGGGUUCCCGAGGCUGUUGACGAGGAGAGUGAUGGGGGUGCCAGGGACGGGGAGAACGACGGCCCAGGUGUGGGUCGGGUUCGGCAGGGAGGUCGUCGCGUGCGGCGGGCUGUUCAAGGUGGCGUUCGCGCAGCGAAGCUGAGGGAAAGUCCUUUUGACAGCAGAGGCGGCGAUAUGGGACGGGAUUGCAGGAAGGAUGGUUGUGGGAUCAUACUGCAAGGACCCGUGGCCGUGUGGUCGCUCGAAGGGAUAGAUUUCGAAUUCAAACUCACACGCCAACAGAUGAUGCGCACCGAUCAAAUCGCGGCUGAUGUCAUGGAGGAUCUGGUCCAGGAGGAGCCAAGAGAUGGCGUUGUCGGCAUAGGCCUUGAUACCGAUUGA